This is a messenger RNA of Cryptomeria japonica (Japanese cedar), 471 nucleotides long. RefSeq lists its product as uncharacterized. NCBI's taxonomy places the organism in Eukaryota, Viridiplantae, Streptophyta, Pinopsida, Cupressales, Cupressaceae. The transcript has a single exon. The coding region runs from base 1 to 471 and encodes 156 amino acids. The record is from RefSeq and is a predicted model, not a curated record.
AUGGAAGGCGGCAACAAUAGCAGAGCCAGCGCUGGCGUUUCCAAAAAGCGGGGAGUUAAAUCAUUGUGUAGGGAAAUAAAGUCUUUUUCCCCAAUUCCAUACCUUGCCAAAGCCAGAGACUUUUAUAUGAGAAGCAUAUCUGAGUGUGCAGGGAGGGCUAGUUCUAGCGGUCUUGGUGUUUCUAUGGUUGGCCUGCCAAAGAGCUUCAGCAACUCCUCUCUUAGAAAUGAUGAUGAAUUUGCUGAGCUCGUUAGGGCCGCUUCGCAGAGGAGCAAAUCAUCUCCUGUGGCACAACAGAAGGCGAUUCCAAAAAGAUUUAGCACUAAUGGGGUACCUUCUGUGGGAAGGAUUGACGAGGACAGCCCCUGCUAUUUUGGUGGGUCUUUCAGAAAGAAUGCUUCGCAACCAGAUCUUCGUUACCCUCGCACUCGAAGAUGUAAUCCUGGGAGAACUUCCCUCGGUCCAAAAUAA